GGAGAAAAGGGAAUGAUGAAACAAGCAUGUAUAAAAGCACAAUAAGGGAUCUAUGUGAUUCUUAGAGAGCAGCUGGACUGUGCAUGAGCAGGUUCUGAACACUAACAGGAACACUACAAGUGCAAAAAACAAACUGAAUGAAAAUGAACGAGUUUAUGUGGAAAGGAGAAUUUUCCAACAUGAUUGAGGAAUUGGAAGUUCCAGAUAACUGGGAUCUACAUGUUGAUAUGAACCUUGUAAAGCAGAAAACAGGACUGAUUUAUACACAGCAAACCUUUGGCAGCUUUCGUUGCGCACGUUGUGCACGCAGUUGGAACUCCUCAAAGGUAUCUGUACUGUUCAUUAUAAAUCUAAACAAACGUCUGAGAAGUGGAACAGUAAAAAUUAGAAUUUUCAAGCAGGGUUGUGAACGUUGCACCCAUUCCGAGGAAAUUAUCCCAACGGUGACAUCUGACAACAUUGAAAGAGUUGUUUGUAAUUUAGUCCAUAAAAUCCAAAGAAAGUUCUAUGGGGUGACUGAUGAAUAUCAACAUCAAAAGCCAAAAAUCUAUGGCCCCUUGGAAGGUUUACAUAACAAAGAGCGUUGCGAGGCAUGCAGAAAUGGUUUAUGUGAACAACAGAUGUUGUCUUGCAAAUCUGAACAAAAUAGGGAGCAGAGAGAUCCAGCUACAUCUACUGCUUUGUCUGUCAUGAGCCUGGUCACGGGUGUAGCAUCGAUAGCACUAAUGUAUUUUGCAAAUAAAUGAUUAUUUUGAGAAAAAAUCUGCCUUGUACAGACACAGGUACAUAGGCAUAUGAAACAUAAAGUGUAUGUAUAACUAAAUUUUCAUAUGGAAUAGGGAAGGCUUAAAUCCCUGCCAGGUAACAGUUUUGUUUAAAAGUGUACCAUUGAUGAAAAUGCCCUUUACUUCCUGUGCUAGAAACACAACAGGAAGUUAGUGGAUAGCUCCCAAAGUGAGGGGAAUUCCCCUCUUAGACAGUUGUCCCUGGAGCAAGUGUCCCUAUUUGAAGAUUUCUCCUCACUUCUUGAUCUCAGGAAAACUUGUGCACAAAGGGCAUCUGUUUAGCCCCUCUGAACGCCUUUUCUCAGGAGUAAAAAAAACAUUGCUUAAAGAGGAAGUAAACCCUGAUGGGGUUUACUUCCUCUAUGUCUCCCUACAAAGGUAAAGCAUAAUGGGCUACUAUGCAUCGCAUAGUAGCCCAUUAUGUGACACUUAUCUGCAGUAGAAGCCCGCGAUGUCGCCGUCUUCCUCCAUGGCAGCGAGAGUCCAUCUUCACCCCUCUUCUUCCGGGGGCCACGUACUCCGGCUCUGUUACUGGCCGGAGUCGCGUGACAUCACUCCCGCAAAUGCGUGCGGGAGCCGCCUUUAACGGCAUGACCCCGGCUUGAAACGGCACAGCGUGCCCUUUCAAGACGGCGCAAGAGCAGAAGAAGGCGUCGCUCGGGGAAAUUGCAAAUAUCUCUGAGACUGUGUACCUGUAGGUGUAACUUCCACCUGAGGGUUUACAACCACUUUAAAAAUGGGCCUAAAGUCGUGUAUAGCACAAUCGUUUAGACGCGUUAAGUGUUUGAGCAUAAAUUAAUUCCAUUUGCCAGAAUAAUAAUUUUUUAGGGCCAUUGGAAUGCCUUAAUGCUCAAAUAUGCCCAAAUGGGUGCGCAAUGUGUUUACAGACAUUUAGAUGUGUUGUGCAUUUUUUCAGCCCUUCAGCUCGUCUCCUGAACACGCUUUUGGUGCUUUUUUUUCAGCCUGUAAACACUUAUAUGUUUAUAAAAUGUGUGCAUUGGACGCAUGUGAUAACAUAGAGGUGCUUUUACAGGCUGAAGAAAAAAAAAAAAAAAAAAAACGGCAAACGCCUUUAAAAGUGGUGUUUACUAAGCCCAGUGUGCAUGAGGUCUAAAAGUUUGGAUUGAACUUUUUGUCUUGGUCACCAGUACAAAGAGAAUGGUGAAUCUCCUCAAUGGGG
Molecule: messenger RNA, 1965 nt
Organism: Rana temporaria (common frog)
Lineage: Eukaryota; Metazoa; Chordata; Amphibia; Anura; Ranidae
Product: receptor-transporting protein 4-like
Exons: 3
Coding region: 138-746 (202 amino acids)
Biological process (GO): protein insertion into membrane; protein targeting to membrane; detection of chemical stimulus involved in sensory perception of bitter taste
Molecular function (GO): olfactory receptor binding
Source: RefSeq, a predicted model, not a curated record